This is a messenger RNA of Penicillium canariense, 372 nucleotides long. RefSeq lists its product as uncharacterized. The coding region runs from base 1 to 372 and encodes 123 amino acids. NCBI's taxonomy places the organism in Eukaryota, Fungi, Ascomycota, Eurotiomycetes, Eurotiales, Aspergillaceae. The record is from RefSeq and is a predicted model, not a curated record. The transcript has a single exon.
AUGCAUGCGACAGCGGGACAAAAGGACCUGUGUUCAACAUCAGAGCUUGCCAUCACGGAAUGGAGAGAAGGUCCGGGUCGAAGGAGCAAGGGAAGUAAAAGCAGAUUUAAAGAUCUUACUGAGACGCUAAUCAUCACCCUCUCGCGGGCCGUCGGCUGGGACGGCAACGAAGCUAAGCCGUGGAAAGAACACGCCAAUGGAGACACUAUCUCAAAUGGACGUCGAACCACGUCCACAGACGGGAUCAAGACCGACAGAUGGGAAACACUCCUCGUUCGUGGCUCAGUGUCAGACGUCGAACUCGGACACCAGCCCCCCCCCCAAAACAACCUUGAGGGUCCGCGCCACAAAUCGUUAAGCUCCAUGGAUUGA